This is a messenger RNA of Knipowitschia caucasica, 342 nucleotides long. The record is from the annotation of a GenBank genome assembly. NCBI's taxonomy places the organism in Eukaryota, Metazoa, Chordata, Actinopteri, Gobiiformes, Gobiidae.
AUGAAGAGAUUGGUACAGCGCGGCAGGUGGUUUCUUCCAGAGAAGAAUGACCAACCCCUCUCGCGUCCCUUCUCUUAUACCCCUAAACAGGCUCCUCCCACCAUCGGUGGCAUCGCCCCCUCCUCCUCCUUGACCGCUAAUUUCCUUAUAAGCGUGUCCAAACGACCCGCCAUCUUCCCGGUCCUGCUUUGUGAUCUUCCCGCUGGAGAACGCAUUCCUCAUUCGCGCCUGCCAGACAGCAAUUUCUGCAGGCCAGCCAGUUCCAGCCUGGGCGUCCCAUUCGGGGAGCAGAUCCGAAACCCACAGUACGGAUCUGCCCGGCACCUGCAGGGAUCCUCGUGA